Messenger RNA from Penicillium nucicola, 3018 nucleotides. RefSeq names its product serine/threonine-protein kinase. The transcript has 3 exons. NCBI's taxonomy places the organism in Eukaryota, Fungi, Ascomycota, Eurotiomycetes, Eurotiales, Aspergillaceae. Gene Ontology annotation, cellular component: cytoplasm. The record is from RefSeq and is a predicted model, not a curated record. Gene Ontology annotation, biological process: peptidyl-serine phosphorylation; autophagy. Bases 1 to 3018 code for a protein of 1005 amino acids. Gene Ontology annotation, molecular function: protein serine/threonine kinase activity; ATP binding; protein binding.
AUGGCGGCCACACAAGAAUCCACACAGCCAACCGCUGAUCCUCGUCGGAUGGGCAUGAGCAACUCUGGCUUCGAGGACCAAGAUGUGUCCGACAUCAUCUGCACCCUUCAUCCCAAUUCUCGUGUUGCCCAUGAUGCCGUUACUGCCACAAGGAAAGUCAGUCCUCAGCAUAUCCACCAGAGAGAUGAAUUGGAUGAUGAGUCUCAAACGCCAACAAUGGAUCUUGCCUUGAGACUAUCAUCCAGUGUACAAAAUCUAGGCAUGGGAUUCUGCUUUGGUCGAAAUCCAGCUCGCUGUGAUGUUCUGUUGACAGUUGAUGAUGCAGCGAAGCGGGUAUCGAAUGCCCAUUUUCGCAUUUAUUUGACAGGAGAUGGAAUCCUCAUGCUUCAGGACACCUCCACAAAUGGCACUGUCGUGGACAACUGCCGUCUCCGAAAAACUCAAAAAGAAAACAGCAGGAUGCUUGUAAACGGAUCCGUCAUCCAGGUUGUCAUCGGCGACCACGCCUCGGACGAGGUCCGUUUCCUGGUCCGAAUUCCGCCACGCGAGGGAUUCGCUGUCCAAUACGAAAGAAACUUGCUGAAAUACUUUGAACGAGUUCUGGCAGCUGCUCCCCGACACAAAGAACGUACAGGCCCCCACCCUUCUGUUUUAACAUGGUCAUCCUCGAAACCCUACGGGAUGCAUUGGACAGGUGGUUCAAUGUACAAUGUUACCGGUCAAAUUGGCAAGGGUGCAUUUGCAACGGUCUACAAGAUUGCGACCAAACAGCAAGGUGCCGUCUUUGCUGCAAAGGAGCUGGACAAACGCCGCUUCAUGAAAAAUGGCAUUCUGGAUCAAAAGGUCGACAAUGAGAUGAAGAUUAUGAGGGACCUCACACAUCCCAACAUCGUUCAAUACGUCGACUAUCAUGAACAUGAUCGGUGGAUUUACAUCAUCAUGGAAUACGUCCCAGGAGGUGAGCUGUCCACAUACCUUCAAACACAAGGCAGAAUUGCCGAGGAGAUGGUGAGGACCAUCGCGCGACAAGUGUUACGCGCUCUCCACUAUUUGCACAAACGAAAAAUUACCCAUCGCGAUAUCAAGCCGGACAACAUCUUGAUUUCUUCCUUGGAACCACUCAAAAUCAAGUUGUCAGACUUUGGUUUAUCAAAGGUGACUGAACAGGAAACCUUCCUGAAGACAUUCUGUGGCACCCUCUUGUAUUGUGCGCCAGAGGUAUAUCCUGAUUAUGAACAAUAUCGACGUGGCGAGUUCCGAAAGAGACGUCGUGUUGGAGACCCUCAAUCCGUUGAUAUGUGGUCUCUCGGUGCGGUUUUAUUCCAUAUUCUCUCUGGUGUUCCCCCUUAUUCUGGCCGAGCAGAAGAUAGAGGCGUUCAGAUGCUACGCACUAUCAUGACAAGUGAUGCCGAUUUUGAUGUUCUGCGUCAGGCAGGUAUUUCUGAAGACGGUGUCGACUUUGUCGCUCAACUUCUCAACAGGGAUCCAUUUUUACGCCCAACAGAGAAAGAAUGCUUCCAACAUCCUUGGAUUGCAACUGUUCCCGACGUGGACGACUAUGAAGAUGAUGAUUUACUUUCCGAAUGUCAUGGCGGGCUUUCGAUCAUUGGGGAAGAUCCCGAGGACGAGCUGGACGCUUCGCAAUUGUCUAUUGCCGAUGGCCCUGGCUUCGCCAAUGGAGCCGACGAAGACGAGCAUAACAGUAGUGAAGCUCUCGCCAAAAAGCCUCGCAUAGAGUACGUCCCGACGUCUGUUCGUUAUCCAAGCCUUCCAAAGAUUGAGAGCUUCCAGGAUUCUCAAGCCUAUGUGGAUCAACAAGCCAAACGUCUCUUUGGUGAAAUCCCCUCUUCAGCCUUGCAAAGCUCUCACGCAUUGGGCAAUAUUGGCGCGUAUGAUUUCGAUCACAUCCAGAUCGAAGAAUAUGCCUCUUCUGGUGAGUCGAUGAUGAAUGAUGACCCCAGCGACUCGAUCAUUUCCCUCCCGGAGAACCCAUUUGGUGGCACCGCCCCCAGCCUGAUGGGCGCAGAGAAGCUUGUUGGAGAACUGAACAUGAAUUCCGUGCAUUCAAUCAUGCAUUUCAAGGCCGGCGCCGUUAACGAAUCAUCAACACGGCAGACCACUCCUGGAGACGCCAAGGAGCCCGCGAGCCCUCCUAGCCUCAAUAACCGAAGUUCAGAUUCAGUUCCACCAACUUCUAGUCCCCAAGAAACUCCGAAAGCCAAGUUUACUCGUCGAAUUGACCUUGCGGUGCCCGACACAGCUAGCGAGGCCUCCACCGAUAGUAGCCCUCAGAACAGCCAGGAAGCUCCUGUUCCCGUAACUCUAGCCAGGCUGCGCAAACCAAGCUAUGACCCUGAACUCGCCACAACCCUUGAUGCCCAGACAGGCGAAGCCAUCUUGGAACAGUUCCAAGAAGAAUCAGAGCCAUGCGAGCCAAUCAUUCAUCAGCCCUCAAUAAAUCCGGAAUCUUUUGCCAAGCCGCCAAAACGAUAUGGCAAAUUGAGAGCGCUUCCUGGUUCAGUAUUCGACCUGACAAUAUUCCUGGAGAACCGACUCACUUCAUGGGGUCGUGGUCCGCUGGCGACUAUUCAACACACAGACAUAACAGACACAAGAAUCCCCGCCUACGCCCUGGAGCUUACGUUCUGGGCACCGGGCAUCGAGGCGAAGAUUGCCACCGGCGAAAAUUGGCAGGAAAUCCCUGGAGUUAUGGCUAUAAUCUCCACGAAGGCCCGCAUGGGCAUCCAUGUCAACGGCACUCUACUCCAACGAGGCCCACCGAACGAAAAUAGGCCGAAUCAGUUGCCCUUUGGAAAGCUCUACAAUGGCGACGUAAUUACUGUGUACCGACAUAAAAAGAAGUUCCUCAAACUUCAAUGUGAAUUCACCUUCGGCGAUAGUGCUCAGUCCCGGCCCGCGAACGAACCUUUUUCGAUGCGGCAGGGCUUGAUGACCAAAGCCGGAGCCGCGAACCGACUGCCGACUCGGUCGGCGCAGAAAUAUCGGGAUCGGGAUUGA